UAUAUAAAUGCCCGGCUCGGAUGGAAUCAGCCUGGUCAUUCGCUAAGUCAGCGUCAAGUUGAGCAGUCAGUCGAAAGCCGAUUCUGUUUCUAUUGAAGACAAAUUCGAAUCAAAGUUGAGUGCAAUUUGCUAAAUCGACGCUAUGAUGAAAUGCCGCCUGAAUCUUUGACGGACUUGCCAGCCAACCGUUCCACACGACAUCACUUACGACUAGUGCCCAGUUAUUACCCAGUUAAUUACUCAGUGCAAACUCAUCCAAAGUGAAAAUUCCGAAAUUUCAUUUGAAAUUUGAUCGAAUUCAAAUUGAAUUUUUUAAAAUAAAAUGAAAUCGACUGUUUUCUUCAUCAUCGUGUCCAUGUGCAUCGGGCCGUCUCUCUGCGCCUGGGGUAGACCCAGAGCGUCAAAGUCCACCACGACCACCACCACCACGACCAGUCCUCUUCCGCCCAGCAGCAACAGCAGCCGGAUGGGCCUGGAACGUCGGGUAGGUAAACCCGACGACGAAAAGGACUACGAAGAUGGCGGAUCCCUGGAACUGGACGGAAUCGAGUCGACCGUCAUCAACGGGACGGACCAGGAGGAGCGAUUCUUUAACAAAUUUCCGCUCCACGUCUUCAUGAAGAAGAAGCGGCCGUUCGUGAGCUUUUCGACCGUGACGCAAACGUCGACCAUCACGGCCCUGAUCACGUCGUCGACGGUGGGACUCUGCGCUAAACUGGUCAACGUCACGGGUGCCUGUCGACUACGCCGGGGCAUGUGGGUCGAUGACCCCAUCGUCCUGAGCUUCGACGACGACAUGGACUCGAUCGACGAGGCCCUUUCGCCCAGCAAAACUUUAAGCAUCGAAACGACUUCCGUGCCGGAAGCGAUGGUGGCCCAAGGGCGGAGUAGUAGUGACGAGGUGAUACAAAACGGAGCGCGGGACCGGAGGAUUUCGGUCCGGUCGGGAUCGGUGAUCCAUUCGUCCAAGGAGGAGGUGGGAGGAGAGUCGAGAGAUGACGACGUCCAGGAGAGUCGGUUCGGCUUUUUCGGUUUGAAGAAGAAAAUCAAAAACAAAAUGAAAUUCAUCACCGUCAUCACGACGACGCUGGUGACGUCGACCAGCACGUCGACCUAUUACGUCACCAUCAGCACCAAGACCUUUUACAUUCAACUGUGCACGCCGUCGCCUUUCCCGUUCAACAUCUGCCAGGGCCGGAAGAAACGCCAGCUCGAAAUCGAGCAGCAAAAUUCCCAGUAAAAAAUCAAAAAGGAAAAAACUAAGAAUUUGAAAAAAAUCUAAAAAGGGAAAGAAUCGCUGGGGCAAUUUUUCGAUCGGAUCGACGCAACUCGUGUAAUUUGUUAUAUCAUAGUCUCUAUUAUUUAUUCGUUUGAUUGAUCAGUCGGGCUGGGUCCGACCAUUCCUCUCCACCACCCACUUGUAUAAUUGAUUGAAUCCAAAUGAAAAAAAAAGAAACACACACAAAAUAAGGAGACCUCAGUGACGAGCUUCUAUUUAAAUUUGUGCAAAUAGGAAUUGAAUAUCCUGAUUAUUAUUAUUUUUUUAAAUUUUUUAAAUUUUACGCUCACAUUUUUAUUGAUCUUUUUAUUUAUAUCUUCCAUUAUUUAAUUAUAUAUUUCCGCACAAUCAAGUGGAAAAAAAGUUUAUCGACAUUCAGAGAGAGAGAGAGAACUGCUGUGAUGAAAAAUUACUAACACUAACCAGAAUAACAAUAAACUCGAUCCAUCUUA
This is a messenger RNA of Daphnia pulex (common water flea), 1731 nucleotides long. RefSeq lists its product as uncharacterized. The transcript is spliced from 2 exons. NCBI's taxonomy places the organism in Eukaryota, Metazoa, Arthropoda, Branchiopoda, Diplostraca, Daphniidae. The record is from RefSeq and is a predicted model, not a curated record. Bases 323 to 1240 code for a protein of 305 amino acids.